GUUCAGGCCCGAGGAAGCCUAAACGGGUUGCUCAACGUAUUUCAAAACGAAGUUUUGCUAAGAAUUUGUUUGGGCGACGAUCGGGAGUCAUGCGAUAUUCCCAUUAAGGCCCAUCGUCCCGUUACCUAUGGCAGCGGUAACGGGCAUAACAAAAAUUGACAAAAGCAGUGCAUCAUUCUCGGGAUGAAAGAGUGAUGGAUUUGUUUCUGGCAGGACACACCAGCCGGGGGAGUACGAAAACCCCUUUCGACGGUGUACUCCCGGUGUACGAACCGUUGAACCUAUCGAACAGAAAGUCAGACAAAUUUCAAGACGACAGGUUCAAAUUGAGACGAACCAGCUCCAUCGUGGAUAUUUUGAACAGCGAAAGCCAAGCGAAAAAACUACACUCUGCCCUACACAGCGUAGAUGGAGAAGUGGGCACAAUUAUUUCAAUAUUGUCGAGAAUGUCCCAGUACCAGAGGACAAGGAUUCUUCACUACUACAAAUCUCUAUUCGGAAGGAAACUUUCAACCGAUAUGAAAAAUGUACUCGGGGGCGAUUUUUGUGAUGCUUGCCUCAUGUUAAUAUCCGAUCCAAAAGUGAUUGCUUGCAAACAAAUCUACGAUUUACUCAUUGAGUUUCCAUUUCCAAGGGAAGAAAGAUUGAUUUCAAUACUCUGUGAAAGAUCAAACGAGGAGAUACAAAUUAUUCAACAUACCUAUGAGAAGAAGUUUGGUGAAUCCCUGGAGAAAAGUUUUUUACACUAUCUCGACUCAGAGAAAGCCAAAUUCAUCAAAAUACUCGUCAAUCCUCUCCGACAGGAAGACUGGUCGCUCAAUUCUCUCCAGGUGCACGUCGAUGCCCAAAAUCUGCUCAAUUUAGGGAUAGGCGUUUCCUACGGCGACAGCCCUAAUCCGAUAAUAUAUUCGCUGCUGAGGAAAAGGGGUUUCAACCACCUAAGAAAUGUUUUUGCCGAGUACGAAAGGUUGACUGGGAAAAAAGUUUGGAACAUGCUGGAACCCGCCAUGCCGCAGAACUGCAGGAAGAUAUUAGUUUUGAUAAUGGAGGCUGUGAAUAAUCCAGAACUAUUUACGGCCAAAGUUUUGCUCUCUUCUACUCCAAAUUUUGCCGAGUUCUACAAAACACUUCUUGUAACACGGCUGACAAGGAAUAAAGAAUUUUACAACCUCGUCGAAUACAGGUUUACGGAAUUCUGCAACAGGAGGAUAUCGGACGUGGUCAAAAGCGAAGAUAACAGCGCGCUCAGAACUCUUCUACUUUCACUUAUGUACUUAUGAUAUUCUGAAUAAAUGUUUUUAUGUUUCAAAUAAAA
This is a messenger RNA of Cimex lectularius (bed bug), 1315 nucleotides long. Its product is annotated as annexin A13-like. Gene Ontology annotation, molecular function: calcium ion binding; calcium-dependent phospholipid binding. NCBI's taxonomy places the organism in Eukaryota, Metazoa, Arthropoda, Insecta, Hemiptera, Cimicidae. The transcript has 9 exons. Bases 195 to 1280 code for a protein of 361 amino acids. The record is from RefSeq and is a predicted model, not a curated record. Gene Ontology annotation, cellular component: cytoplasm.